Prunus persica (peach) is the source of this 833-nucleotide messenger RNA. RefSeq lists its product as uncharacterized. Bases 14 to 811 code for a protein of 265 amino acids. The transcript has a single exon. The record is from RefSeq and is a predicted model, not a curated record. Lineage: Eukaryota; Viridiplantae; Streptophyta; Magnoliopsida; Rosales; Rosaceae.
UUGUAACGGUUGCAUGAAGCCCAUCACCAUUAGUACCGGUAACUUUUAUCGUUGUACACAAGAUUGCCUGUUUUUUCUCCACAAAACAUGUGCUCGAUUAAGUAGAAAACUACUUCACCCAUUAUAUCCACACGAGAUCAAACUCCUCACAGAAGCUAAUACAUUUGACGGACUGUUUAACUGUCGUAUGUGCCACAGCUUUAGCCAGGGCUUCUGUUACUACUGUAAUAGAUGUGGCAUAUACCUGGAUCUCCAAUGCAUGUCUAUUUCCAACCCUCUUACACGUAAAGUUCAUGGACACACCCUCUACUUGAACUCUGGUUCAAGCGAGGACCAUUGCAGGGGUUGUGGUAUUUCUCUUGCUGAUUUUCACUUCAGUUGCUUCGAAUGUGAGUUUCAUUUGUGCAUUCCAUGUGUUAAACUACCACGUACUGCUAGGUACAAAUACCAGGAUGAUCCUCUUGAGCUCGCCCACCAUGCCGUUAAAAAUGAACUAGGUGAAUAUUACUGCGACAUAUGCGAAGGAGAACGAGAUCCAACACAUUGGUUCUACAAAUCCAAACAUUGUGACUUUGAAUGCCAUCCUCAUUGCAUUCAAGGGGGGCAUCCACAAGUUAUGUUAGGGAGCAGUUACAAGCUUGAUGCUCACCCACACAUUGUCACUUGUGUUGAUAAGAGAAAGAGUGUCAUUCCUUUUGAUAAGAGAGAGAGAAUUCUUCCUUGCCACGGGUGUGGUGAACCUUGCGAAAGAUUGGUGUUUGAAUGUUCUGUGUGUAAUAACUUGUUUGAGUCACUACAACACAACUGCUGAGGUUGCACGUCCGUGCUAAGAU